CCCUAGCACGGCUCUCUCUGUUCCCUUUGAAAGGAAUCAUGUUUCCAGUUCAUACUUUGCCUUCUAACAUCAGAGAAGCAGAGAGAGGGGUUUUUCUUAGUGGAGAAACUGGUCUGGUAUGGGCAGUGCGGAGGUAAAUUUCCACAGAGGCUUUGAGCCUCCCAAAUUUUCGACUCUCCAGAAACCAGUCCUGCCUGGGCGUCAUGGAUCGGGUCAGCCUCCCAGGGCGAGGCUGUGGGGCGCGGUCACCGGGCUGUCCUCCCCGCAGGGCUGGCAUUCCUCUGCAUCGGCACUCCAUCCAUCCCCUCGGACACAGAGGGCCUAUUGGGGCGGGGGUGGGAAUUGUGUCCCUACAGGUGCUGCAGCAGCAGCACGUUCAGACCACAGGCAAAAGCCACAGAGGGUGCCACUCUGUGUUUGCAUUACUAAUUAUCACUGCCACCCACCGUGUAUCCCGGAAACUGCAGUUUCCAUCUUGCUUUGUUUAUUGGCUGUAACUCUCACACACCAGAAACCCCCCAAAGCUUAUCUCUACCAAGUUCCUCUUGCUAAGAAAUCAUGUGUGUGUGAUUCUAGUUAUUUCUAGAAUAAAGUGCCAUCAAAACCCAACAAACCCUGAACACACGAAAUGUCCACUGGGGAGCCUCAGAGCACACACAGGCACAGAGAGGCUUCAGUACAGAAGCCAAGUGCUGCUUUUCUAAAAAAAUACAGAAAGGGAUUUAUUGAUGUUUCAAAAAUAAAGUGUGUGGAAAUAGUGAAGAAUGACGACGGUGCCAUUCCCUGCCAAAAUAAAUACCCAUUUCAGGUUGUCCACGAUGCUAACACACUUUACAUUUUUGCACCUAGUGCACAAAGCAGGGACCAGUGGGUGAAGAAGUUAAAAGAAGAAAUAAAGAACAACAACAAUAUAAUGAUUAAAUACCAUCCUAAAUUUUGGGCAGAUGGAAGUUAUCAGUGUUGUAGACAAACUGAAAAACUAGCACCUGGAUGUGAAAAAUAUAAUCUUCUUGAGAGUAGUAUCAAAAAAGCACUACCUCCAGCUCCAGAAAAAAAGAAGCGAAGGCCUCCCCCACCAAUUCCCCUGGAAGAAGAGGAUAACAGUGAGGAAAUAGUUGUAGCCAUGUAUGAUUUCUACGCGACAGAAGCACAUGAUCUCAGAUUAGAGAGGGGCCAGGAGUACAUCGUAUUAGAAAAGAAUGAUGCUCAUUGGUGGAAAGCAAGAGAUAAGUACGGGAGUGAAGGCUAUAUCCCAAGUAAUUAUGUAACAGGAAAGAAAUCAAACAACUUAGAUCAAUAUGAAUGGUAUUGCAGAAAUAUGAACAGAAGCAAAGCAGAGCAGCUCCUCAGAAGUGAGGAUAAAGAAGGUGGUUUUAUGGUGAGGGAUUCCAGUCAACCAGGCAUGUACACAGUCUCCCUUUAUACAAAGUUUGGAGGAGAAGGCUCAUCGGGUUUCAGGCAUUAUCACAUAAAGGAAACCACAACCUCCCCCAAGAAGUAUUAUCUGUCAGAAAAACACGCAUUUGGUUCCAUUCCUGAGAUUGUUGAGUAUCAUAAGCACAAUGCAGCAGGACUUGUGACGAGGCUGCGGUACCCAGUGAGUGCAAAGGGGAAGAAUGCACCGACCACUGCAGGAUUCAGCUACGAAAAAUGGGAGAUCAACCCUUCGGAACUGACCUUCAUGAGGGAAUUGGGGAGUGGACUGUUUGGAGUGGUGAGGCUUGGCAAGUGGCGAGCGCAGUACAAAGUAGCAAUCAAAGCUAUUCGGGAAGGCGCGAUGUGUGAGGAAGAUUUCAUAGAAGAAGCUAAAGUGAUGAUGAAACUGACACACCCGAAGUUGGUGCAGCUUUAUGGUGUGUGCACCCAGCAGAAACCAAUUUACAUCGUUACCGAGUUCAUGGAAAAGGGCUGCCUUCUGAACUUCCUACGACAGAGACACGGUCAUUUUAACAGAGAUGUGCUGCUGAGCAUGUGUCAAGAUGUGUGUGAAGGGAUGGAGUACCUGGAGAGAAACAGCUUCAUCCACAGAGAUCUGGCUGCCAGAAAUUGUCUAGUAAAUGAGGCGGGAGUGGUGAAAGUAUCUGAUUUCGGAAUGGCCAGGUACGUCCUGGAUGAUCAGUACACAAGUUCUUCGGGUGCUAAGUUUCCUGUGAAGUGGUGUCCACCCGAGGUGUUCAAUUACAGCCGCUUCAGCAGCAAGUCAGAUGUCUGGUCGUUUGGUGUCUUAAUGUGGGAAGUAUUCACUGAAGGCAGAAUGCCCUUUGAGAAGAACACCAACUACGAAGUGGUGACCAUGGUUACUCACGGCCACCGACUCCACCGGCCGAAGUUGGCGUCCAAAUACAUAUAUGAAGUGAUGCUGAGGUGUUGGCAGGAGAAACCAGAGGGAAGGCCUUCCUUCGAAGAUCUGCUGCGCACGAUAGAUGAGCUAGUGGAGUGUGAAGACACCUUUGGAAGAUGAGGAGUGUUGUGAUCCAGAUUCCAAAGCACAAGGAAGAAAUGGCACUUGGUGGCUAACUUUUAAUUUAUUUAGCACUUGGAUGUCUAGAUUGUUUUACUUACAAAGUAACAACACCUAAAGCAUCUGCUUUGGGACCAUCCUUAGCUGCAUGACUGAAUCUUCCAGAUUAUGGAGAUGCUGCCUUAGAGAUGCUGAUUAAAAGCGCUCUUAUCCAUUCCACGGGGCUUGCGUGCCCACCAUGGGGCCGUGUUAGCUGCUGCCAGUGGAAAACCAGGGUAUUUGGGAAGAGCAAGGACGUUAGAGCCGUGUUCCAGCACGUCUCCUCCCUUUAACUUCUACAGAAGUCUGGGCCUGGGGUGCUGUCUGGAAUGUGGGUUCUGUAGGAACCAGGAACCACAUUGGAUAGGUACCCAUCUUUUAUUUUGAAAACAUCUGUUUUCAAGACUGCCAUUAGUAUUAUAUUACAAAACAUUUGUAUGCUGUACAUAUUGUAAAUAUAUAUAAUAU
Artibeus jamaicensis (Jamaican fruit-eating bat) is the source of this 2968-nucleotide messenger RNA. It is a transcript of the gene TEC, whose product is annotated as tec protein tyrosine kinase. The coding region runs from base 629 to 2461 and encodes 610 amino acids. Gene Ontology annotation, molecular function: ATP binding; non-membrane spanning protein tyrosine kinase activity; protein binding. The transcript is spliced from 17 exons. Lineage: Eukaryota; Metazoa; Chordata; Mammalia; Chiroptera; Phyllostomidae. Gene Ontology annotation, biological process: T cell receptor signaling pathway; intracellular signal transduction; B cell receptor signaling pathway. The record is from RefSeq and is a predicted model, not a curated record.